AUGACUGCCAGAUCUAUCAUGAGCCACGGCUCAGAAACGCUAGAUGUCUUUACCCGUCGAUCUCCACCAAAGGUCGAGAUUGAGCUGGUCGGCCAGAAACCUGGCCUGGUCAACUCUUAUACAACCAGUGACCAGAUCGAGGGUAUCGUCAAGAUCACAGUGGAUACCGACACCCGCUUUGAUGAGGUUGAAAUUAUCUUCCAAGGAACGUCCCACACCACCGUCGAGCGGGCUGCAUGCCCUGGACGCACAGGAUCACAGCAGAUGUUCCUCAAACUUCGCCAGCCAAUCGAAGAAUCCGACUAUCCCUGCCCCCGAAUUAUGGAGGCAGGACGCACAUACUCCUUUCCAUUUACCUUUGUGGUACCCGAUCGUCUGCUGCCACAGGUCUGCACCCACGCACGAACCAAUAUCCACAUUCACACUGCACACACCAUGCUCCCGCCCACAUUGGGAGACCCCAUGCUAGCUGGCAAUGGCAAGACUUUGCUGGAUGACAUGGCCCCCGAUAUGAGCCAGAUCUCCUAUAUCGUACGCGCAGCAGUAUUGAAGAGAUCCUCGACCGACCACGGCAACCUCAAGACCAUGGCCAAUAUUGCGAAGAAGGUUCGCAUUAUCCCAACUGUGGAGGAGGAUCCCCCAAUCAACGUGGCCGACCACAUCUAUUAUUGCACCCGCAAGGAGAAGAGUGUUAAGCGCGGGUUCCUUCGAGGGAAGCUCGGCCGCUUGGUAGCCUCCGCCUCGCAGCCCAAGCCAAUUCGCUUGCUUACUCCCAGCUGUGAGGCCGCUGAUACCGUCAGUACCAUGACAACAGUUCACCUCCGAUUCGACCCCGUGGGUGAUGAACAGCCACCAAAGCUCGGCUCGAUGACCAGCAAGAUCAAGGCCAGCACCUUCUACAGCGCAGGACCCUGGGAGGAUUUCCCCAUGCAAUCUGGCACCACCCCCUUCUCCCAGGUUGGCCAAGGUCUCUUCACCGAAUCCGUUCCUAUUUCCAACAUGUGCGUUGCCUCUGCAAAAUGGGUCAAGCACUCAGCAUCAACCGAAUGCGAACGCCGCGACUCCGUACAAUCCAUGACCUCCGACAACUCAACCGGCCCAUCGACCUCUUUCUCCGGCGAUACCUACUACACCGCAUCUGUAGUAAUCCCAGUCAGCCUCCCCAACAACAAAACCUUUGUCCCGACCUUCCACUCCUGUCUCAUCUCGCGCACCUACUCGCUCGACCUAUCAUUGACAUACCACACGCCGGGCGCCAACGUGCUCACUCCUACCGUCUCCCUCCGUCUCCCUAUCCAGGUCAUCACACAACCAAAGUAUGCAGAAUCCCUCAAGUCUGAUUUGGGCAUGAUUGUGACACAGGAAGAACUGGACGAAUUCUUCCAGCCUCGCUCGGUUGCACCCCUCAACGAGUCGGUUUUCGAUGUCAGUCUUGCGCCACCUGAGUAUUCGGAGACGGUUGUUAGCUCGGGCUUGCGAGGCUUGCGCACCGCCUCUUGA
Penicillium cataractarum is the source of this 1500-nucleotide messenger RNA. Its product is annotated as arrestin (or S-antigen), N-terminal domain protein. The coding region runs from base 1 to 1500 and encodes 499 amino acids. Lineage: Eukaryota; Fungi; Ascomycota; Eurotiomycetes; Eurotiales; Aspergillaceae. The record is from RefSeq and is a predicted model, not a curated record. The transcript is spliced from 2 exons.